AGAUCCAGAACGGCUGGCCCACCAUGGCUGAGAUGUCGUCUUCGUCGUCGCCGUCGUCGCGGGUCGGGCCUCUUUCUGCUCCUCUUUCUUCGUAAUUAUUCUUCUUCUCUUCUUCAACUUAUCCCUGUCCCUAGACUGUCAUACAAAACAACCCCGACAACCCUAUUCCGAGUCAGUCUGACCAGCUCAGUUGAUUUCCGAGACCAUCAUCCCAGGCCCCUCUAUUCAGACACUAUCAGUCACUCCCCGCGCCAUCAUGGAUAUGAGCAGUAUGGACUCCAGCUCCUCCUCCUCCUCCUCCAUGUCAAUGUCCAUGGUCUUCACCAACAGCCAUGCCACCCCGCUCUUCUCCUCCCAAUGGACCCCCUCCUCCAGCGGCGCCUAUGCCGGCACCUGCAUCUUCCUGAUCAUUCUCGCCAUCAUCGGCCGUCUGCUUGUCGCCUUCAAGGCCAUCAUGGAGCAACGCUGGCUCAGCGCCCACUUGAACCGACGCUACGUCGUCGUGGCCGGCAAGUCCACCGAAGCGGGCCGCAUCGACGCCGACCCAGACGCCAAGGGAGCCACGCUCAUCACUGCCCAGGGCGUCGAGGAGAGCGUCCGCGUUGUGCGCCGCACUGCGCGUGAACCUCUGCCCUGGCGCUUCAGCGUGGAUCUCCCGCGGGCAUUGAUCUAUCUCGUCAUCACGGGGGUGUCGUAUCUUCUCAUGUUGGCCGUCAUGACGAUGAAUGUGGGCUACUUCUGCUCGGUUCUGGCGGGGGCCUUUCUCGGAGAUCUGGCCGUUGGCCGGUAUAUUCAGUGGAAUGAACACGAUCACUAGCCUUUCGAUGUUUGUGUUAAAAGCCCUUUUUUUGGUUGUUAUUAUUUUGUCUUUUUGGUCUGAAUGGGCGUUAUAUUCGGCAUUUGCAGCCUUAGCACGGUUUCAUGGUUUCGAGAUACCUUUGGGAACGAACCCUUUACGAUUUGAUUUGAUGACAGGCAUAGCUGGCGCUCUAUGCCCCGUGUUCUGUUUGAGUUGUUGGAAGGGUGUGGUUGUACUGAGUACACAUAGACUACGAAG
This is a messenger RNA of Aspergillus saccharolyticus JOP 1030-1, 1057 nucleotides long. RefSeq names its product copper transporter family protein. Gene Ontology annotation, cellular component: plasma membrane. Gene Ontology annotation, biological process: intracellular copper ion homeostasis; copper ion transmembrane transport. The transcript is spliced from 2 exons. Bases 257 to 817 code for a protein of 186 amino acids. The record is from RefSeq and is a predicted model, not a curated record. Lineage: Eukaryota; Fungi; Ascomycota; Eurotiomycetes; Eurotiales; Aspergillaceae. Gene Ontology annotation, molecular function: copper ion transmembrane transporter activity.